AUGGUAACCAAAAAUGUUGGUAUGGUUUACAGUGGAAUGGGACCAGACUAUAGGUAUGGAUGAAGGAUGAUGGACCUUGAUGGAUUGAGGUUUUAGGGUUGAUUUAACUUUUGCCAUAUUAAACACUGUCCUGAUCACCUGAUGUGCCCCAUCAAUAUAAUUUAACUCUUGGUAGCCCUGGCUAUUAGAACUAGUUGGCCCCUGGCAAAUUAUUUUUCCUUGGGGCGACUAAAUGUAACUUAUACAGUUUGUAGGUAAAAUGUGUUCUCAGAUUAAGCCAUUAGUCAACCUAUGUUAGCAAUCUACGUUAGCGUGAUUCAGAAUUUCUUUUGUUUCCUAGCCUGAAUUAUUGACAGGAGACAAAUGAAUUUCUUGUAUAACCCGAGAACUGAUUUUAUGUUAAGCAUAAACACUUAGCACCCAAGAUUUGAUAAGUUCAGAGGGUUUGCACUUAUAACUUUUCUUUGAUUACAUCCUUGACUAGUAUUAUUAAUGAUAAAAAAGCACACUAAGCAAAACUUUUCAUCUUAACUUACCUAAUAAAAAACUAACUUGAUUUUUGCAGUUGAGUGUACUUGUUGCUAGCAUAUACAUGAUGUCAAAUGGUAUGCUUCUUUUCUUGCAGAGUUCUCGUACGUCAUGCAAGAAAGAUUGCCCAACAGUAUUUUUUGAUGUAUCAGGAAGAAAUCCCUACAGCUCAGCUGGUUCAAAAGGUUGCAUCUGUCGUUCAAGAAUAUACUCAAUCAGGGUAAAAGAAUGUUUAGUUCUUUCUGUGCGAAGUAGCAUGUCUGUACUCCUUUGGUACUUCUGCAGAAUUUAUUAUUAAUUAUUUUUUUGGAACAGUUUUUCUUGAAUUAAAGACAAGUUUUACAAUGUUAUUAUGCAAUUCUACUUAAAAAAAGAAAAAAGAAAAAGGAUAACAAUAACAGCGAAAAAUAUAUGUAUAUAUUACAACAACGACGAUAACAAUAAAGAUGCCUGCUAAUUUUUACGAACCUCUGUGUAUCAACUACUACUAAGUACAUUAGUUAGCUUCUCCUACUAACCUCUUUUGAAAAUGAAAAAUUUAUAUAAAUGAAGAAUUAAUUUUAUACGCUGCAGCCAGACUCCACUCACUGAACUACUGGAGACUAACAGUGGCUUUUGAGGUGAAAACAUUUCAGAAUAUUUUUUUACUCUUCCAGAAUAGAAGAGUAUAGAUAUAAAUUCGUAUUGUCAUUUUCAGUGGUUCUGGAAAUAAAAAGGAACAGCAGUUGACGCUAUAAAAUAAUAUAAUAUUGUGAAAAAUAGCUUGUUGUAGGACUUUAGAGGUGCUAACAUCGCUUAUCAUGUCUAUUUUCAGUGGUGUGCGGCCAUUUGGUGUGUCUCUUCUUGUUGCUGGCUGGGAUGACGACAGACCUUAUUUAUUUCAGUGUGAUCCUUCUGUAAGUCCAAUUAAAUUGUUCUUAAACCUUUCUGACAUGGCUUUCAAUAAGACCUGGAGCACCAUCUGGAGUUCCAGCACAUACAUGUAUGUAUAUUGUGUUGUGAAUCACCAUCUACAUUAAUCCGUGCUAGAUCUGCCUCAGGUUGUCAACUACUUUAGCUUGCUCUGACCUCCCCUCCCCCCAUCAAUUUUUUAACAGUUAUUGAUUUGCCAAGCUUAAGUGAUAAAAAGUUCUUUGAGUUUUGAAGUGUUACUGUGCUUCAUACCUGUAACAUGAUUUUGGCUGUGUUGACUUCUGAGCUAACUCUCCCCACAUGUGUUAUGGGAAAUGUAUAGAGAAUAGAGAGGAGAAUAUCCAUACUGAUAUUGUGGAUUGAGUAAGUUUUGUUAAGCAAUCUCAUUUUUAUCUCAGGGCUCCUAUUUUGCUUGGAAGGCCACAGCCAUGGGUAAAAACUAUGUGAAUGGGAAAACAUUCCUGGAAAAAAGGUACAAAAUCUAUUUGGUGUACAGUGUAAUUUAACCCUUUAAGUCCCAAUGGUGACCAACAUCAAUUUUCUGCUAACAAUAUCCAUAGAAUGUCAAGAGAUUAGGUUAUGAGAGUUAUUAAAAUGAUCAUCUAAGACAAAAUGCUUUGAUCUUUUAUCAAAUUCUUAACACAUUCUUUAAGGAAAUAUAUAGAGAUCAGUUUGGAGAAUUUGUAUGUGGAUAUUGGGGCUUACGUUCUGGGAAACUGCCCACCUACCCCUCCCCUAAGCCAAGAGUAACACUUACUUCUCACUCGGGGCAAAAUUGUGGCUUAGGGGAGGGGUGGGUGGGUAGUUUCCCUGGAACCUUAAUUGAUGAAGUGAAAUGGCAUUAUUUUUAUUUAUGUUGGUUGUUUCUCUAUCUUUCAAGAUACAAUGAAAAUUUGGAACUAGAAGAUGCCAUUCACACAGCCAUUUUAACUCUCAAGGUAAGAAUCAGUCAGUUGUAAUUUAAACUUUUCACAAGAAAUGGCCCAGUUAAAACAUAAGUAUGUAUUUGUGAGAAAAUGCAAGGGGUGACAGGCUGCACAUCCAUACUGGCAUGAAACCUUGUGUUAACCUUUUAUAUUUUAGCUCUAACGAGCAUGUCCUUUAGGGAUUUUCCUAUUUUUUAGGAAAUGAUAGGUGGUUCUUUAAAAGUUGGUUUUGUAUAAGAUUCCAUUUUUUCAUUAAAACUUCUUUUAAAGUAGACACUAAGGGCUGGUACUGUACAGCCCCCAAAAUGAUCCCGACCCCGAAAUGACACUGACCCCGAAAUGAUCCCCACCUGCUCCCAGGUCGACCCUGAAAUGGUCCAAUUCUUGGAAUGGAAUGGUAUUUCGUCACGGAAAAAACCUCUGCUUAUGGUUAAGAAAAGUUGACCUACCCAUUAGCCCAUGUACAUGUAGAUAAGCACGUCGCUCGUCUCGUGAAUCUGACCCUUGCUUGGCGAGCAUCCCUUGCACUUUUGUAACCUGUGAGCGGGCUCAAUUGUGGAAUUCGGGGAAAAUGUUGAGCCUGCUUGCAGGUUACUGCCUUUGGUGCUGUUGUGGUUGACUUGUGGCCAGUCUACAUGUGAGGUUGAUGAGAGAAAAAUGACAAGGCAACUAUACCGAGUACUUAUAAGUCAGAUUCCCAGUCUACUUAUGAUUGAUCAUCCAAUCUUUCACUCCUUAUAAAAAUGUUAUAACCUGUAUCUUUCUUUUUCACAGGAGAGUUUUGAGGGACAAAUGACAGAAGACAACAUUGAAAUAGGAGUAUGCAAUGAUCAAGGCUUCCGUCGUCUUACUCCUGCAGAAGUGAAAGACUAUCUUGCCUCUAUUGUAUCUUAA
Messenger RNA from Porites evermanni, 3260 nucleotides. NCBI's taxonomy places the organism in Eukaryota, Metazoa, Cnidaria, Anthozoa, Scleractinia, Poritidae. The record is from the annotation of a GenBank genome assembly.